Molecule: messenger RNA, 3931 nt
Organism: Sitodiplosis mosellana (orange wheat blossom midge)
Lineage: Eukaryota; Metazoa; Arthropoda; Insecta; Diptera; Cecidomyiidae
Gene: olf186-M
Exons: 6
Coding region: 497-2299 (600 amino acids)
Molecular function (GO): signaling receptor binding
Source: RefSeq, a predicted model, not a curated record
UUAAAAUGAUAUCAGUACAGUACAGAUGGUGAAGCAGGAAAAUGAUAGUAUUCUUGUGAUAUUUUAUCGAUUUUAUUUUCAUUUCUUUUUUUUUUAAAUAAACAAAAAUAGUCAUUAAAGACGUUUUAUUGUUGAUUAGAAACAUGAAACUGUGUAUUUUAUUUUGCAAUGUAACUCGUUUGCCAUUUUAGUUUAAUUUUUUUUUCUGUUUGUUUGAAUCGGGGCAGCAAUUCCUAUAUUUUCAUUCCGUGUUAAAAUAAAAAAAAAAUCUCUUGUUUCUUUAUUUUUGUUCCGAGAAUAUUGUGAUUAAAUUGUUGUUAUUGUUGAACGUGGAACUAAAUGAUUAUUUGCUUUAAAUCAUCAAGAGCUACCGAGAGACAGAGAGAGAGAGGGAGAUAAAAAAGUGUUACACUCAUACAAAUGCUAUCAAUGCAUUCGAUAGGAUAAAAUAAAAGUCAGAAUAUAUUUAAGAGAGAAAGAGAGACAUAAAUAAACUAUGGAUAAUGAAACUGAUGGCGCUGAUGAAUGUCAACCGACAACAUCAAAUACAAACGUUCGAAUCAAAGUGAGCUCAUGGGUAACGAAUUUUGUGAGUGAGAUGAGAACAAAGAGUCCGGCGGUUGUUCAACGAUGGGUAGAUUCAUUGCCAAAUGAAAACGUAACAGAAAUACCGGGUGAUACGAUACAUGCAACCGACAGCCUUCAACAGACAAACAUUGUGGAUGAAAAUUUAGCCGAAGAAAAAUUUUGUGGAAAAAAUAGUCGUCGCACAAGCACAGCCGAACCCAACGUAGUUGGUAUUACCGAGCAAAUUGCUGAGCUGAGUGUAAAUCGCAAAGACGAAUCGUUGCACAGUGAAACGAGUGGUGAACACAAUACAACACAAUCAUCCGAUAGAACGUCAGCGCAGCAUCAGGUCGAAUCGAUUGAAAGUGGAGUCGAUAGUGUGACAGGUAAUACGGAUCGUAGAUUUUGGCAAAAAGGACCGUCAAUUUUGACCGCUUUGCGGAUAACAACGCGACGAUCGAGCACCGACUCGAAUCGGUAUACAGAAACAGAGGAUCUCAAUGCAUCACCAUCAUCGCCUCAAUUACCUCAAAGCGAUGAGCCCGAUACAACAAGCACAGCAUCAAAUCAAGCAGUCUUAAAUAAAUCCAAACUAAAUGAGUUUUACUAUAAACUAAGCAUCAAUAAAAAGCGGUACAAUUUCAUUAAGGAGCGAAAAAUGGAAGCCAAAAAACUGUUGAACAAUGCAAAGAGUCGAUUCUUAGCCGCAACCAAUUGGGAUGAAAGCAAGCAAAAUGAAGAUGAUAUGAUGGCAGCUAGUGACGAUCAUAGUGAUAGUAAUGUAACAACGACAGCGGCAGAGGAGGAGGAGGAGGAGACGGCGGCGAUGGUGACGACGACGGGAACGUUGCCACCAGUUGCAACGAUGACGACUAUGACUAUAGUCAGCGAACCGAAAGCGAGUGGAACAGCUUCAGUUGUUUGUGAUACAAUCGAUAUGGAUUUGUCGGCCGAUGAAUUUUCACGACUCUCACAGAGUAACGAUAUGCUGUCGGCCGACGAUGAGGAUAGUUUUAAUGUGUCAAUGCCGAGCAUCAACGACGGUCACACAACCCAUUUGAAUGUUAGUCGUAAAAUUGUAAUGGCCGACAUCGGAAGGAGCACAAGUGAUAAUCCCAGGUUGCGCAAUAAAUUCUAUUUAGCUGAUAUUGGACGAAGUUUUAGUGAGCAUCAAGAUGAUGAAGCGAUUAUGAUUGGUGAACGAAAUAUUAGUGCGCCCACGUCAAGCAUUGCAAUCCAGAAUAAUAAUCGAUCAAAUGGGAAUUUCUUUGAACGGCGCGCAUAUUCGGUGAGUCCAACGCAAAGAGGCCUAAAACGUGGAAUGUUGUCACGAGACCAUUCGUUGUCAGACAGUUCGAGGCAUCGAAAUCAAUUAUCCAAAGGCAGUUCAUUUCAAUCCGAUUCCAGUCAUUGUUCUAGCGUCGAAAGUCUUUUAGAUGCUAGAAAACCCGAUUCAGAAGCCAUUCUCAGGCAAUUGGGAUUUGGACCAGCGCACCAAGAAGAUUUACUCUCCCGAAUUCCAAAAAGAUUUCUGAAACCAUCUCAAGUGCGUGGCAUUGACACAGAAGCAUUUAUGAGACAACAAGCAAUUGCCACCAACUUGCACGAGCAAAGCAUUCUCGGUUAUCGUGGUUUAACAGACGAUAGGAUGCAAAUUCUGCAAAGAUUUCAACCACAUUGUCACUUUGCUAAUUUCGAAGAGGAAAUCCACACGUCCUCCCAUCAACAAUAGUGUCCAAGAUAAUGGAACGCUUUCAGGCGAAUGAUGAAAAGAACAGUAGACUUUAUGAUGUGUUCAACGACGGUAGACCGAUGUCAGCACCGCCAACACCUGGACCAACCGACCUGGCCGAUAUCCGGCAUCGAGAGCCAUAGAAAAUUUAAUCUAUCAAUUUACAUACAACAACAAAAAAUUAAGAAGAAAAGUGGCAUUCACUUGAAAAUUUCAUGCAAUCAUCAACAAGCACAGCAGAAAAGAAGAAAAAAACUCUACGAAUUUAACGUUGUCUAAAAACAAAUACAAAAAAAAAAUUGAUGAAUCUGAAUUUAUAUAUUUAUACCAAUAGUCGAGAGUUCGGACGAUGUGUCCGAGUGAAUUGAGUGCUGCCACUAGCGUUCGGAAAAUAGCUUUGUGUACUGAAUUGUGGUGGCUAAAACUUUUUUGUGAAUCUAAACCAAAACAAAACAAAAACAAUAAUCAUUGACUCGAUAUUCUAAAAUUAAGUAACAAACAAAUAUGGCUAACCUUUUCAAAGAACAUUUCGAUGUGUAAAAACUGUUGUCUAUCACUUUCACCACAAAUCAGCACAUGAAGUAUUUGUGUAGCAUUUUUUCGUCUUUUUUUCGAAUGUAUCAAAUAGUGAGAUCUCUUUUGUGUGUGUGUGGCGCUCAAACCAACGCUCUAUAUUUUAUUGUGUACCUAAACGCACUUCUCUGUUUGAGGAGCAGCAUUAACAAUCCGUAUUGCACGUAGUUCAUGAAGUUUCCACUUAACGGCUUCGGCAAAACGGGUGCGCACCAAUGAUAAUCACAUUUACAAUCACGCAGUCAAGCAAAGCCAGAAAACUAAUAAUCUGCACAAAUUACAAACAAAAUCUAUUUACCUCCCUCUCCUCUCCCCUCGUGUAGCAUUUCGAAGAAUUUGUUAACUAAUAUACAAACUGAACUAUGUUACUAUUCCAAUUCUUAUGAUGUAUGAAACAAAAAAAUCUCGUUCUACCUUGUCCAAACAAAAAAAAAAAUUAAUAAGAAAAAAUGCCUUAUAAUUUUCAAUUUCUCAAACGGUGAUCAAUGUCUGAAACGAAUAUUUUGUAGAAUAGUCUAGAAUUCCUGCCUUUUUUUUAAAGAAAUAUAUUUCCAAUUGUUUGAUUGUUUUUUUUCAUUGUUUAUAUGUAGAAAAAGUCGAAUUUUGGUUUCAAGUCAAACGACAAUCUGCACGUGUAUGUUACGGACAAUUACAACAGUUCAAAACCAAGGUUCUUCACAUUAGAGACAUUCUUUCUAGCACGUAAGCUAUCUGUAUACAAAUGUUAGAGAGACAGUGAGGAAAGAAAUGAAAAACAAAACAAAAUUUUUACAUCCUGUUCACCUUUCGAAAAUGGCUUAGAAUUAUUUACUAUAUGUAUAUAUUUUUUUUCAUUUAGAGAAAUCGGAUUCAGUAGCGAAAUGAUAAUUUAAUUAGCUGACACUUUUGCAACAGAUAUUUAAAUAUUGUAUAAUUGCUCAUUUUUAUUUAACAACAAAGCAACAAAACAAAAUUUUUAUAAAUAAUUCGUUACCAAUUCAGAUUUGAAUUUGUUUUUGUAGCUUGAAUUAAAUGAAAAUUAAAAGAAGACAGAAACAUUUAGAGUGGAGGUGACAAAAA